AUGGGACGUCCAGAGUUCAAUCGUGGAGGCAGUGGAGGAUUCCGAGGAGGACGCGGAGGUGACCGUGGAGGAGGUCGUGGUGGAUUUGGAGGCGGUGGCCGUGGAGGCUUCGGCGGAGGAGAUCGCGUUGGUUAUGGAGGAGACCGCGGAGGAUUCGGUGGAGACCGUGGCGGCUUCAGAGGAGGUCGUGGCGGGGGUGAUCGCGGAGGAUUCCGUGGUGGAAGAGGAGGUGGUGACCGUGGCGGUUUCGGAGGACGUGGAUCUCCAAGAGGUGGUUUCGGUGGACGCGGAUCCCCAAGAGGAGGACGUGGAUCUCCACGUGGUGGACGCGGUGGAGCCGGAGGAAUGCGCGGAGGAAAGACCGUUGUCGUCGAGCCACAUCGUCUCGGAGGAGUCUUCAUCGUGAAAGGAAAGGAGGAUGCCCUCGCCACCAAGAACAUGGUCGUCGGAGAAUCCGUAUACGGAGAGAAGAGAGUCUCUGUCGAUGAUGGAGCCGGUUCGAUUGAGUACCGUGUGUGGAAUCCAUUCCGUUCUAAGCUCGCCGCUUCCAUCAUGGGAGGUCUCGAGGACACACACAUCAAGCCAGGAACCAAGCUUCUCUACCUCGGAGCUGCUUCCGGAACAACAGUUUCCCAUUGCUCAGACGUUGUUGGACCAGAAGGAAUCGUCUACGCUGUCGAGUUCUCGCACAGAUCUGGACGUGAUCUUUUGGGAGUCGCCAAGAAGAGACCGAAUGUUGUUCCAAUCGUCGAGGACGCUAGGCAUCCACACAAAUAUCGCAUGCUUGUUGGAAUGGUCGAUGUCAUCUUCUCUGAUGUCGCUCAACCAGAUCAAGCUCGUAUUGUUGCCCUCAACGCACAAAACUUCCUUAAAAACGGUGGACAUGCCGUCAUCUCCAUCAAAGCUAACUGCAUUGACAGCACAGCCGAGCCAGAGGCCGUCUUCGCCGGAGAAGUCAACAAGUUGAAGGAGGAGAAGUUCAAGCCACUCGAGCAGGUCACACUGGAACCAUACGAGAGAGACCACGCUGUCGUGGUUGCUGUCUAUCGCCCAGUCAAAGGAAAGAAGAACUGA
This is a messenger RNA of Caenorhabditis remanei, 1074 nucleotides long. RefSeq lists its product as uncharacterized. The coding region runs from base 1 to 1074 and encodes 357 amino acids. Gene Ontology annotation, molecular function: rRNA methyltransferase activity; histone H2AQ104 methyltransferase activity; RNA binding. Gene Ontology annotation, biological process: box C/D sno(s)RNA 3'-end processing; rRNA methylation. NCBI's taxonomy places the organism in Eukaryota, Metazoa, Nematoda, Chromadorea, Rhabditida, Rhabditidae. The transcript has 4 exons. The record is from RefSeq and is a predicted model, not a curated record. Gene Ontology annotation, cellular component: box C/D methylation guide snoRNP complex; Cajal body; small-subunit processome.